CUGUCUGGCGGGGGAGGAGCGGCAUCCAGAGCAGUGCCUCUGACGGUCGUGGCGGUUGGAGGUCCGAGAGCUCUGCUCCUCCCGAGAGCGUGCGGGUGUCGGGACCGGUGAGUGAAAGCCUGCCGAUUUCCUCCAUUCAUCCGGACAUGGCGGUUGGGAGAGUGGCACCGGGUUUCAGGCCAUCCACGAGCCAGCAGGAAAGGAUUUUCAGCAAGAGAAAGACGACAUCUGAAGUCCCAAUGCACAGAUCAGCCCCCAGUCAAACUGCCAAGAGGAGCCGAUUGCCAUUAUCCACCGUUCGUCGCCGUUGGGAUGACAGUGAGAACUCAGGAACCAGCCUGCAUGUUGAUAAUGAGGACUACUCCAGGUACCCGCUGAGAGAGUCCAGGGCUCUGGGUAGCAGAAGAGGAAUGGCUUAUGGCCCUAUUGACUCUCUCCGGGAAGAGGAGAAUGAGGAGGAGGGGGCUGGGCCUGUGGCGCUAGCGUCAGGGAGAGGGAAAAGUGGCAAGUUUAAAGAUGAUAAGCUGUAUGACCUAGAGAAAGGAGCACGGCCUUUGGUUGGGGUGCCCCCCCAGUCAUGUAGUUUUAACCGUGAUGUGAGAGAGGAGCUUGGCAGGCUAGAGCCAGCCCCCGUCGCCAGAGGUGCUGCUAGCAGAGCUGACUUCCUGCAGCAAAAUGGCAUGGCUUCUCAAACCUCUGCUGCAGGAGGCAAGGUGGCUGCAAAAGUUGACAGCCUGGAGAGGGAGAGACGGGAGCAGAAUUUACCUGCACGUCUCAGCAGGGCUCCUGUGAGUAUUUGUGGUGGUGGGGAAAACACCCCAAAGGGUGGAGAGGAACCGGUGGUGAGGCCCAAAGUCAGAAACCCGGCCAGUCCAAACUGCGUGAAACCAAAAAUAUUUUUUGAUACUGAUGAUGAUGACGAUGUGCCACACAGUACUUCCAGGUGGAGGGAUACUGCAAGCACUGAUGAAGGCCACUCGGAUGGCCUGGCAAGGAGAAGCAGAGGCGAGAGUUCAAAUGGCAUCUCUGAGCCGAAGUACCCCGAAGAUAAGAGGGAAGCCAGGAAAGACCAAGUGAAGCCUGAAAAGGUGCCUCGGCGGCGACGAACCAUGGCCGACCCUGACUUCUGGACGUACAGCGAUGAUUACUACAAAUACUGUGAUGAAGAUUCUGACAGUGACAAAGAAUGGACUGCUGCUUUGCGUCGGAAGUAUCGAAGUCGGGAACAAAACCUGUCGUCCAGUAGUGAAAGCUGGGAGACUCUGCCAGGGAAAGAAGAGCGCGAACCUGAGCCAGCAAGAGUGAAUGGCAGUGCCAGCGCCAGCCCUGCUGCUGGUGCCAGUGCUGGCAGCCAUGAACUUGAAGAAGUUCGAGGACCACCUCUUCAGGAAGAGGAGCGGGUGUCUCCGGAAGAAGGAGAAGUCCCUUGGCUCCAGUACAAUGAACAAGAGAGCGGCAGCGACGGGGAUAAUGAUUCCGGCCAAGAGUUUCUGCAGCCUGGGGUCUUCAUGCUGGAUGGUAACAACAACCUCGAAGAUGACUCUAGUGUGAGUGAAGACCUGGAAGUGGAUUGGAGCCUCUUUGAUGGCUUUGCAGAUGGGUUGGGGGUGGCCGAAGCCAUUUCCUACGUGGAUCCUCAGUUCCUCACCUACAUGGCACUUGAAGAACGCCUGGCCCAAGCAAUGGAAACGGCUCUUGCACACUUGGAGUCUCUGGCGGUGGACGUGGAAGUGGCCAACCCACCGGCAAGCAAGGAGAGCAUCAGUACUCUCCCCGAGAUCCUGGUCACUGAAGACCACAGCGCAGUGGGGCAAGAAAUGUGCUGUCCCAUCUGUUGCAGUGAAUAUGUGAAGGGCGAGGUGGCGACCGAGCUCCCAUGCCACCACUAUUUCCACAAGCCCUGCGUGUCCAUCUGGCUUCAGAAGUCGGGCACCUGCCCUGUGUGCCGCUGCAUGUUCCCUCCCCCACUGUAAGACCAAGGCUCUUUACUCCUGGUCUGCUGAUUUUCCUCAUCCGAAAUCCACAAUACUGCAGGAGCCCUCUCAAAGUUAACAAUUGAAAUGAAACCAAUCAAUUAAUCUACUACACCUGUUGAUUUCUUGUGAUCAUUUCCAAUGUGAAAAUGGUUGUGUACGAUCGCAUUAAAAAUCAUACUGUCUUUUAGAGGCUAGGAAGGGAAAACUAAACUUUCGAAAUGCUACUUGAGAUGGCAGUAAGAAUAUCCAUUUUCUAACCUGAACAUUGAAAUCAGUUGCAUUUGUUUUCUUCGGUAGACUAUGUUGCUGUUAAUUGUAAUGUCAAGUUUAUCUGUUGAAUAUGUCCAGAAGGCAUCACCACUUCGUUGCAUGUUAUGGGUUAAUGUUCCUGUAAUUGCAGUGCCGUAAAAGCUAAUUAAAGUUCUUUUGAUUUUACAUGG
Molecule: messenger RNA, 2416 nt
Organism: Pteropus alecto (black flying fox)
Lineage: Eukaryota; Metazoa; Chordata; Mammalia; Chiroptera; Pteropodidae
Gene: PJA1
Product: praja ring finger ubiquitin ligase 1
Exons: 2
Coding region: 147-1973 (608 amino acids)
Source: RefSeq, a predicted model, not a curated record